CCAGAGCAUCUUAUUUUACAAUUUCUGUCUCCAUGUAGAAAACUUUUCAAUCAAGAAGCCAGUGGAGAUGGCAAAACCUGACCUUCCACCUGUAGAGGCAGCCCGACUCGUCGAGAGGGACCCCCCCGAGGCCCCGCAGAUUAAAGGACCGGUGGAGCUACCAGAGAAGAAGGGGGAGGAGGUGCAGUUGGACCGCCCUGACGCCGGUGUUGCGGUGCCGGAAGGCGAGGCGCACCGCCAUGAGCCCCCCAUCCCUCAUGACGCCGUGCCGGUGGACACAAGGAAGAACAACGCAGAGCUGGAGGAGGACCAGAAACUACCGAAAGAACCAAAAGAAAAUGAAAAGCAAGUUUUAGGGCACUCUGAGGAGGUGGAGGGCAAGAAGGACGACAUCAAUGGAGACAAAGUGAAGCCUGUAAAGGACAUCGUGGGCAAAGAGGAAGUGGAUCUGGGCGGAGGUGAAGCCCGGUCCAAUGAGGUGUUGGAGAAGCCGGUUGCAGAGAAAGACAAAAAGCGAGACGUUCCCCCGCUGAAGGAAGGUGAGAAGCUCGACCCGGUGAAAGACCCUCUGCAAGGGAACGCAGCCGAGUUGGGGGAUAAAGCUGGAAAAGCUCCGGACGCUGCGGGGAAACCGCCACUUGCUGAAGGAGAGCAUCAUGCUGCGGACGGGGCUCCAGGGGCAGAGAGCAAAGACACAGCGGACGAGAAGAUGGACGGUGAGCGGAUUCAGGGGCGUUGACAUGAGCUCAUAGUCUGUGGUCACUAAGUUAGCAGCAGUUUCAAAGAAGUUGCACUGAAAAUGUGUAAUGUAUUUAUAUUUGUUUUAU
Messenger RNA from Notothenia coriiceps (black rockcod), 827 nucleotides. Its product is annotated as putative sodium-coupled neutral amino acid transporter 10. The record is from RefSeq and is a predicted model, not a curated record. The coding region runs from base 68 to 739 and encodes 223 amino acids. Gene Ontology annotation, molecular function: DNA ligase activity. The transcript is spliced from 3 exons. NCBI's taxonomy places the organism in Eukaryota, Metazoa, Chordata, Actinopteri, Perciformes, Nototheniidae.